GGGUCCUGUGUAGCAUGUGACUUAAUUAGCUUCUCCAAAUAGCAGCUGAAGACUCAGUUUUUAUUUAGGAAAAUAGAAUGGACAACUAUCAUGUUCUUGAAAUUAUUGGAGAAGGAUCUUUUGGAAAGGUGUAUAAAGGCAGAAAAAAGUACACUUCUCAGAUUGUGGCCCUCAAGUUUAUUCCAAAAAUGGGAAAAUCUGAAAAAGAGCUCAAGGGUCUGAGAAGAGAAAUUGAAAUUAUGCGUGGCUUGAAACAUGAUAAUAUUAUUGAGCUUUUGGAUAGUUUUGACACUGAUAAAGAGGUUGUCGUGGUGACAGACUGCGCUGAUGGCGAGCUGUUUCAGAUUCUGGAAGACGACGCUAGUUUACCCGAGGAACAGGUCCAGGUCAUCGCCGCCCAGCUUGUCUCAGCCUUGUACUACCUCCACUCACAUCGCAUCCUACAUAGGGACAUGAAGCCCCAGAACAUUCUGCUCGGCAAGGGCGGUAUCAUCAAGCUCUGUGACUUUGGUUUUGCCAGAGGGAUGAGCACUAAUACGUUAGUACUCACCUCCAUUAAGGGUACACCCUUGUACAUGUCUCCUGAACUGGUGGAGGAGAAACCCUAUGAUCACACAGCUGAUCUGUGGGCACUGGGCUGUAUCCUGUAUGAGCUGUUCUCUGGCACCCCACCCUUCUACACCACCAGCAUCUUUCAACUGGUCAACAUGAUCAUCAAAGACCCAGUCAAGUGGCCAAAGACAAUGAGCUCAGUGUUCAAAGAUUUUUUACAGGGCUUGCUGAACAAGAACCCUAAGUGUAGGUUAGCCUGGCCAGAUUUACUGCAUCAUCCAUUUGUGGCCGAUAAGGUCAAAGUGAACUUGGCUGACACGAAACUGCCCUCCCCCUUCACCCAGCCCUUGUCUGCCUCCAUGAUGGAGCUGAAGGAGGUGCAGACAAAGACCAAGUCAAACCCACCUGGCACAUCCAAAAUUUUGGCCAGAGCCAGGAAAAAGGCAAUGGAGGAGGUUGAGAAAAAUAGACAGAAGAAAAGCCGCCUGCAAGCCUGGGACCAGGCGGAUGGUACAGUGGGGGACGGCCCAGCCAAGGAGAAAGCCCUGAGUAAAGACUGGGAGGACCCAGGGGCUAGCAAGGUCCAUGAGAAAGAUGAGGCUGCUGAAGUGACACCCAGGUCCAAUCGCAUCAGUAAAGACUACAAGGUGGAGUACCCCAGCAUAGAGGUGGGCGGCAGGACAGUGGUCAACAAAAAGAGAAAGGAAGAGAAGGCAAACAAUAUGGAGAAUGUCAAGCUGGAUGGGGAGGAUGUAGACAGUGAUGAUGAGUGGCAAAAGAUAAUUGACCUCACUGAUCAGGAGGGUGACCCUGACUACACCCUGCAGCUACUGGAUGAUGUGGAGACAGUUAAAAAACUUCAUGCCAGAUUUUCAUCCAGCUCUGAGCAGGUGAAAGAUUGUUUAUUGGAGGCAGCAUCAAGGCUGAGGUCUGUUCUCAGGAUCAUCACAAACAUCGUUACACUCAAGUGUGAUGUGAAGAAAAUUGCUUCUUUUUGUGAAGCUGUUGAGAUUCCAGACAAAAUUCUAGAUCUCUUGAAAGUCAUACUGAACAGUUCCAAAUUUAAAGAGCAACCCUGGGCCCAGCAGAUUGUCAUAGACCUGGUCAUCACCCUCAACGCUUUCUUUGCCAGCGAGAUUGGCUGGGCGGACUGGUCCAACAUUGACUCCAAAGAUAGACACUUUGUUAUUCAUUAUGCCAAGGCCACUCACUCCUUCUGGUCCCUGCUGCCUAGUCUGGUAACUGAAAGUAUUGAUGAGGAUUUGAGACUGCUGGAACAGAGUUUACUUUGUGUCAUCUACCUGAGUGGGGCCUAUGAACGAGCCCGCGUGGAAAACCCAGACAAAUACUUUGCAUCUCUGGUCACCAAACACAGGGAUGGCCUUGACAGCAUUUUUAUCCUGACCCGGGGAGACCCGGGUGUCCUGAACAGAUUGACAGAGCUAGCAGAAGGCAAUGUUCAGAUGGCGGCUGAGAGAAUGGAGCAAAUCAUUCUGCAGGCCAUUUCCUGUUUGGCUUCACUGACUUUUGUAUCACAGGAUGCAGUUGUCAACAAAGAUGGCAAAAAAAGAGUUGCAGAGUACCUAGCAGAAAAGAUUUCUAAAAAUAGCAAUGACAUCGGCCAUGAGUUUCUUCUUCUGAUGAGGCACCCUUUACACUGUAGUAAUGUGUUACGGGUAGUGUACUCAUGCUGUCAAGCUUCUGCUGAAUUUUGUCACUUCCUUGACAAAAACUCUGAGCAUGUGGACUCCUUAAUUGGCAUUAUCAUGGGGAAGGUGGAGAUGGCAGACAUGGAGGUGAACACAGUGAUUGAGAUGGUUAUCUACACCCUCAGUGUCAUAGUCAUACAGAUACAAGUCAUGCCACAGCCACUGACUGACUCAGCAGCUAUGAUGGUUGGUCUGUUCUUAGAUUCAACUUUAGCAAGUCACACAGCAGCAGCAGCCCUGUUGUUUAGCCAGAUGGUCACCUGUGGGGUCAAUGCUGAGGUCCAGCCCUACGAGAUGCUACAGGCCUGUUUGGCUGUGUUUACGGACCUAGACCAGAUCUGUGUUCGUCCGCCUUUUGAAUAUGGAGUUUUAGACGGCCUCUUGAUGUUAUUGAAUGAGCUACUUUCUGGGGACUACAGCAAAGACAUAGAAAAGCAGAUGAAAAACCAGUUGAUUCAGACUGACAGCCCUGUGGCUAGCCUGUACAUAGAGACAGGGAUUUGGGGCGCCAUGUGGCACCGGAUUGCACAAGGUGUGCAGGUUUUGAACCUGGAAGUGGACAUGCCGCUGCAGGACAUGGAGGGGAAAACUGAUGGUUUGAUGGCAUCGCAGAAGUUCCUUGCUCCUGAUUGGUCAUUGAUAUCCCCGCAGGGGUUAAUGGCAUCAUUACAGAUGGCUGUCACUGUGUUUACCAAGGAAACAUACCAGUGCCUGCCCAAUCUGGCCACAGCUGAUAGUAUCCUAAUGCUAACUCUGGUUCAUUUUUUACACCCUCAGUUUCUUACACAGAUUCAUUCACAUUUUAAAGCUGAAGGGGCUCAGUUGGUUGAAGACAUCAUACUGGCUGUCACACAGAUGGGUUGUUUCCCUUUUGCUGUAGACACAACAGAUGAGCUCCUGGCUGAGAUACAACACUGUUUGUACACCUCCAAGUUCCUCCCUCGUCUGCUGGCUGCAUGUGUGCACCACUUGUCUGGGUCGUCUCUGGAAACACCGCUGGGUCUUUUAGCCAGGCUGGUUCUGGGAAAUGUUAUUUUUGUGGAGCAGUUCGCCACAGCUGUCAAAAAAUAUCAGGCAGUGCCAUUUCUACAAAAGUGUAUGGAGAACCAGAGUCCACUGUCUGUGAAGUGUGAUGCCAUCUCUAUCUGCAGUCACCUCGUGAGGACAUCACCAGAACACCUGGACCUGGUCAAGAAUAUUUUCAAAGGGACAGAAGGUAACUACAGUUUGAUGUCAGGCUUCAUCAAUCACAGUACAGCAGCAAUCAAAUCUAGAACAUGCAGUCUACUUGGCAAUAUAAUGAGACAUGAUGGCCAGCUGUAUUCCAUUCUUAACAAGCCAAAAGACAAAAUCCUCAGUGGCCUCCUGGCGUGCUUGCAAGAUUCUGACUCAAAUGUCCGAAAGUGUGCUGCUUACGCUGUGGGCAAUGCCUGCUACCACAAUGGAGAGCUUUAUCAGAAGCUGAGACCAGCACUGCCUCAUUUAGUUGACCUACUGCAUGACCCAGUCACCAAAACAAGGGCUAAUGCAGCUAGUGCCUGUGGUAACCUUGGCAUGCAUUCCUCACUUUUAUGUCCAGAUAUUAAAAAAUGCAAAUUAGUAGCACAUUUGCUGGAGACUGCCUGCCAUGAUACCCAGUCAUCAGUGCAAAUUAAUGCUAUGCUUGCUCUAAGGAGCUUGUGUACCAGAGAUGAGCUCAUCAAGGAUCUUCUGACCUUAAAUGCUGUAGAAAAGUUGUCUCCCCUCCUCUCAAGCCACACACCUCGUGACCUCAUCACACCCCGUCCAUUCUCACCUGCGUCCAGACCUGGGAGUGUUCUGUCCAACAGGCCAAGUACUGCCACAGCCAACGGUGUUGCCACAUGUGCUAGCAAAUUACAGAGAAUACUUCAGGGAGCUUCAGUCUGA
Physella acuta is the source of this 4169-nucleotide messenger RNA. RefSeq names its product serine/threonine-protein kinase 36. Gene Ontology annotation, cellular component: cytoplasm. Gene Ontology annotation, molecular function: ATP binding; protein binding; protein kinase activity. The record is from RefSeq and is a predicted model, not a curated record. Gene Ontology annotation, biological process: protein phosphorylation; smoothened signaling pathway. Lineage: Eukaryota; Metazoa; Mollusca; Gastropoda; Physidae.